AUGUGGAGGAGCCACGCACCCCUACCUCAGCGUCUGUACAAGCACCACAGGAUCCACUGCCGCGUGUCUCGGCUGUCACAUCGAUGGCGCGGACGUCGAGACAGCCUCGGAACCCUAGCCUACGCCCCUAUAAAGAAGGAGUCGCGCGCGCCCCUGCUCCAUUCCCAGCCGCCGCCAUCUCCUUCCCCAGCAGAACCGCUCGCCGCCUCCGCGCCCACGACGACGCUCGGUGCUCCACCGAGCCGCGCCACCACCGGCCUCACCCUGCUGCUGCCCGUCGAGCCGAGCCCCGAACCGCGCCAUGGAGCUACGGCCACGCCCCACCUCGACCGCGCCGGUGUCGACAGCAAGCCCCGCGGCGUCGUGCGUCCUCGCCAAGACCCCACCGAGCUCAUCCUCUACCUCGUCGUGCAGCUGAACCACCACGACGACGUCGUGCCCUUGUUCGUCCCCAUCCUCACCACGGCCAACCUCGACGCCCCGGCCUGCCUCUACGUCGAGCCUCACCACCGAGCCGACCGCGGCUCCGAGCUCGCCGCGAUCACCACUCUGUCCGUGAACUGCGACAUCGCCCGAGCCCUUGGCCGCGUGCUCGCCGCGGUCACCACACCAGCAGCAUCGUGGCAACUACAACAUCGCCGACGACCAAGCCACCGAGCAACAGCAACAUCGGCCGCGACCCCGACGGAGCUCCUCGUCACGCCCCCUGCUUCAGGCCACGAGCUCCCUCCUCGGCGUCGAGCCUUCCGCACCGAGCAGGAGCCCAGCACACCCACGACGUCGAGCGCCUCCUCCUCUGCUCUGAUCCCAGCGCCCGUAGCCACAACGACCCCGACGUCGGCCGCCCUUGCUGCGGUCACGCCCUCGGAGCCUGUGGACGCCCUGACGUCGAGUUCGCCAAGCGCCAAGCCCUGCACCGCGAGCUCCUCGUCCACGACGCCGUGCUGUCCACGUCACCAAGGACCACCCUUACGGCCGCGACAUCAAGCCGCGCCCCCACCAGUUCCCCUCGCCGAUGCCGUCCACGUCCACGUCCUCGCCUUGCCGCGGUCACCACCAUGCAUGCCGAGCUGUUCCAGAGCUGCGCCACCACGACCAGUACCUCGACGCGCCCUCGCCAAGCCUGCCCCUGCCGUCGGGAAGCAUUGGUCCCGUUGUGCUUUUGCCGAAGAUGUGAUGCCUUCUCGCUGCCUGCUGCCUCCAGCCGAGUCACAGCAAGCAGAAGCCAGCCAAGAGCAGUAG
This is a messenger RNA of Sorghum bicolor (sorghum), 1242 nucleotides long. Its product is annotated as mucin-2-like. The transcript is spliced from 2 exons. The coding region runs from base 1 to 1242 and encodes 413 amino acids. NCBI's taxonomy places the organism in Eukaryota, Viridiplantae, Streptophyta, Magnoliopsida, Poales, Poaceae. The record is from RefSeq and is a predicted model, not a curated record.